AUGAAUGGCACGGGAUCCCCUGUGCAGGUAUCAUAUUUCAUAACGACUAGGCAAUGUGUGAUUCCACAUGUGAUCUGGCCAUGGAAAUUCCCGUCUUUUUGUAAGGGCAUUAAAGUCUACACCGAUGACAUAUUGUACAAAGAUUCUGCAUAUGAUAAGGGACUUGAGCAAACAAUCCGAGAAUUUUGCUCGAUUGAUAGUGGAAGUGUGUGUGUUGGAUUUCGAGGAAAGUCAAAGACGUUGACAUCGAAGCGAGGAAACUACAAGCUUGAAAAGAAACGUUAUGAAAUGCUCAUUGACACACUCGAACCUGAUUUUAGUGCAAACUAUGCAGAUGGAAAGAUGAUUAUUGAUGGAAAUGAACUUGUUGAACCAGCAAAUGUUAGCGAGUUCGUUUACAUGCUGAAUAGCGGAAUCAUGCUAUUUGGAACAGAGUUUGUUAAUAGAGCUGUGGAUGAAGGACAUAUGUUGAAAUUUGAUGGAAAGAUUGUAAGUGAAGGAGGAGUUUUUGAUUGUAAAUGCUGUGGAGAGCUAUGCGAGGGAUAUCUGGAGUAUUUAUGGAACAUUAAAGAGAUGAAUGCAAUGAGAUACUUGACUAUACACAAUUACAAUGUGAUCAAUAGUGUGAUUGGAACGAUUUGUAGUGAAGAUGUGCAGGAUAGAACAAUUGUGUACAGUAAUGAGAUUGGAUUAUGA
Messenger RNA from Ordospora colligata OC4, 696 nucleotides. RefSeq lists its product as uncharacterized. The record is from RefSeq and is a predicted model, not a curated record. The coding region runs from base 1 to 696 and encodes 231 amino acids. Gene Ontology annotation, biological process: tRNA modification. Gene Ontology annotation, molecular function: pentosyltransferase activity. The transcript has a single exon. Lineage: Eukaryota; Fungi; Microsporidia; Ordosporidae.